AUGUCAUUCUCUCUCAGAGCCCUGCGUGCUCUUCCUCCCAUCUCUCGGACUAUCCGACCUGUCUCUCUCGCUCGACCCAUCAGGGCUUUUGCUUCGACCCCAAACAGGAGAGAAGGUCAUGGACCCACUCCUCCGCAAUUGUAUGGUCCAGGAGGUCAGACCGGUAAGAUUGCUUCCAACGAGGAGCAAGCUACCGGUCUGGAGCGAUACGAAUUGAUGGCUGAUAUGAUGGGAUAUGAUGUCUUUGACAUGAAGCCUUUGGAGAUGACCCGAAUGGGAACUUUGGAGGACCCUAUCAAGAUUUUCUCAUUGGCUCCCGAGAGACACGUCGGAUGCACUGGAUUCCCUGCAGACUCUCACGACACUAUGUGGCUGUUGAUUGAUCUUCGAUUGAGCCGACAUCGAUGCCCCGAAUGUGGAUGCGUCUACACUCUUGACUUCAAGGGUGACCCUCAU
Messenger RNA from Kockovaella imperatae, 456 nucleotides. RefSeq names its product putative cytochrome c oxidase polypeptide iv mitochondrial precursor. The transcript has 4 exons. Gene Ontology annotation, biological process: mitochondrial electron transport, cytochrome c to oxygen. The record is from RefSeq and is a predicted model, not a curated record. NCBI's taxonomy places the organism in Eukaryota, Fungi, Basidiomycota, Tremellomycetes, Tremellales, Cuniculitremaceae. Gene Ontology annotation, cellular component: mitochondrial envelope. The annotation marks the transcript as partial.